Molecule: messenger RNA, 2307 nt
Organism: Lolium rigidum
Lineage: Eukaryota; Viridiplantae; Streptophyta; Magnoliopsida; Poales; Poaceae
Product: ankyrin repeat-containing protein ITN1-like
Exons: 4
Coding region: 5-2014 (669 amino acids)
Cellular component (GO): plasma membrane
Molecular function (GO): protein phosphatase regulator activity; protein phosphatase 1 binding
Source: RefSeq, a predicted model, not a curated record
CGCCAUGGCCGUCGAUUCCGACAGAGGUGAGGGGGAUUUGGAGAUUGGGCUGGCGUCGCCGGGGUCGGAGGGCGGGGUGUCGCCGCUGGGGAGGCGGGCGCUCGAGUCCUGCCUCUCCGGGAAGCGCCUGGACCAGUCGCAGUCCUCGCGCCUCUCCCGGCGGCCCGGCCUAGUCAUGUCCAGCUCCGGGAAGCGGCUGGACCAGUCGUCCUCCCCGGCGUCCCCCUCGCGCCCGGUGCUGGUCAUGUCCCACUCCAGCAACCGCCUCGACCACCACCCCUCGCCGUCGCCCGCCUCCUCCCCGACGCCCUCCAAGGGCCCGGCGCUCGUCAUGUCGCGCUCCAGCAACCGCCUCGACCACUCCCCGUCCCCGUCGCCCCGGGCCGCGCCGCCCGUGCUCGUGCUCUCCAACUCCGGGAAGCGCAUGGACCGCAAGAAGUACGUCAAGCAGGUCACCGGCCGCCACAACGACACCGAGCUCCACCUCGCCGCGCAGCGCGGGGACCUCGACGCCGUGCGCCAGAUCAUCGCCGAGAUCGACGCGCAGAUGACCGGCACCGGCGAGGACUUCGACUGCGAGGUCGCCGAGAUCCGCGCCGCCGUCGUCAACGAGGCCAACCAGGUCGACGAGACCGCGCUGCUCAUCGCCGCCGAGAAGGGAUUCAUCGACAUCGUACUCGAGCUGCUCAACCACUCAGACAAGGAUAGCCUUGCCAGGAAGAACAAAUCGGGGUUCGAUGCGCUGCACGUCGCCGCAAAGGAAGGACACCGAGAUAUUGUGAAGGUACUCUUGGACCAUGAUCCAUCCCUUGGGAAAACCUUUGGCCAAUCAAACGUUACUCCUCUGAUAACAGCGGCGAUCAGAGGCCACCUCGAAGUAGUGAACCUUCUGCUCGAGCGAGUUUCUGGGCUGGUUGAACUAUCAAAGGCGAACGGCAAGAACGCGCUGCAUUUCGCUGCCCGUCAGGGUCAUGUUGAAAUAGUUAAGGCUUUGCUAGAAUGCGAUCGUCAGCUUGCUCGGAGGACUGAUAAGAAAGGACAGACUGCUUUGCACAUGGCAGUUAAAGGAACAAGCGCCGGGGUUGUUAAAGCACUUGUCAACGCUGAUCCGGCCAUAGUCAUGCUACCUGACAGAAAUGGCAACUUAGCUUUGCAUGUCGCCACCAGGAAGAAAAGAUCAGAGAUUGUGAAUGAGCUUCUGCUUCUUCCGGACAUGAACGUGAAUGCGCUGACUAGGGAUCGCAAGACUGCGUUCGACAUUGCAGAGGCCCUUCCGCUAUCAGAGGAGUCUGCAGAGAUCAAGGAUUGUUUAUCCCGUGCUGGUGCAGUGAGAGCAAAUGAUCUGAAUCAGCCCCGUGAUGAGCUCAGGAAAACAGUGACUGAGAUCAAGAAGGAUGUACACACUCAACUUGAGCAAGCCAGGAAGACCAACAAAAAUGUAUAUGGCAUAGCAAAGGAGCUGAGGAAACUCCACAGGGAAGGCAUCAACAAUGCGACCAACUCCGUCACAGUCGUGGCUGUCCUCUUCGCUACAGUUGCAUUUGCUGCAAUAUUCACCGUGCCAGGCGGCAACAACGAGGAGGGCGUAGCGAUAGUUGUGCAUGCGGUAUCCUUCAAGGUCUUCUUCAUCUUCAAUGCCAUCGCUUUGUUCACAUCAUUGGCAGUAGUGGUGGUUCAGAUAACACUUGUUAGGGGUGAGACCAAAGCAGAGAGGCGAGUGGUGGAGGUGAUCAACAAGCUCAUGUGGCUGGCGUCCGUCUGCACCACCGUGGCAUUUAUAUCCUCAUCUUACAUAGUGGUGGGUCGGCGCUUCAAGUGGGCGGCGAUCCUGGUGACGGUCAUCGGCGGGGUGAUCAUGGCCGGUGUGCUUGGCACGAUGACAUACUAUGUGGUGAAGUCCAAGCGCACGCGGUAUAUCAGGAAGAAGGUGAAAUCGACGAGGCGGAGCGGCUCAAACUCGUGGCAGCACAACUCGGAGUCGGACUCCGAGAUAGACCGGAUAUACGCCAUCUGAAGAUGUUGUUUCCGGUGGAUGGAUUCAGAGUAUUUUUGGCAGUGACACGACACGACACGGAUGUAAAAAAGGGAUGCCACUCGCUAUAGACAGCUUGACCCUGGAGGUGCUAUGGGUUUAUUGUAUACAUUUGAAUAAGCUGUUGUGAACUGUUAUUCUCUCGUUCCUGGAUUAGCAGGAGCCAGGAGCCACGGGUCUUGUUGUAUAGUGUAUACUAGUACUUGAGAUAGAAUGGUCUUCAGAAUACGAAUGCAGCCUGUGCUGUGCUCCCUAUGCAUGGCUGGCUUUCAUCA